AAAAAGGACAGAGGCAUUGCAAAUCCGCCGGUCCGGUCCACGGAAUGUUCCAUUCGCCCCCCUUUCUCUCCGCUAAUUCGCGCUGCGCUGCAGAAGCGAAUGCCGUCUCUCCAAAUCCACCCCAUCAUCCACUGUUUCCUCCAAAACCCACGGCUCCCAUGGUUUUCACCGCCCCAGUUCCCAAUCCAAUGAUUCCCCACGCUGCUCCGCCGGAGAAGCAUAUGCCCAACCCCCACCGAUAAAAGGCGACCUCGGUUCUUUCGUCGCUCGCGGCUGCGUUUCUUCCCAUCUACCGCUGCUGGAAAACAGGAGGGGGAGCGAGAGGAAAAGAGACGCAUUUGUCCUCUUCCUCUCCUUCUUCUGCCGGAUCGAUCUCUAUUUCUUGGGUUUUUCUCGGUCUUCUUGCUCGAAGGGAGGAAUGGCGGAGGUGAGGAGGAGGCCGAAGACGAAGAUCGUGUGCACGCUGGGCCCGGCGUCGAGAUCGGUGCCGAUGAUCGAGAAGCUUUUGAGGGCGGGGAUGAACGUGGCCCGCUUCAACUUCUCGCAUGGAUCCCACGCCUACCACCAGGAAACCCUAGAUAACCUCCGGGCUGCGAUGGAAAACACCGGUAUACCAUGCGCCGUCAUGCUUGACACCAAGGGUCCAGAGAUCCGAACUGGAUUUUUAAAAGAUGGCAAGCCAAUCCAUCUUCAGAAGGGUCAAGAGAUCACUGUCUCCACAGAUUACAGCAUAAAGGGUGAUGAGAACAUGAUAUCGAUGAGCUACAAAAAGUUAGCAGAGGAUUUGAAGCCAGAUAGUGUCAUACUCUGUUCUGAUGGGACGAUCACACUUACAGUGCUUUCUUGUGAUAAGGAAGCAGGCGUGGUUCGCUGUCGAUGCGAGAAUUCAGCUGUUCUUGGUGAAAGGAAAAAUGUCAAUCUUCCAGGAGUCAUUGUGGAUCUUCCUACACUAACGGAGAAGGAUAAGGAAGAUAUCCUGCAAUGGGGCAUCCCUAAUAAGAUUGACAUGAUCGCUUUAUCCUUUGUACGCAAAGGUUCUGAUCUUGUGGAGGUCAGAAAGCUGCUUGGAGAGCGUGCAAAGUCAAUUAUGCUGAUGGCAAAGGUUGAGAAUCAAGAAGGGGUGGCAAAUUUUGAUGAUAUACUUGCAAAUUCGGAUGCUUUCAUGGUGGCACGAGGAGAUUUGGGAAUGGAAAUUCCAAUUGAGAAAAUCUUCUAUGCUCAAAAGGUGAUGAUUUUCAAGUGCAACAUGCAAGGGAAGCCUGUUGUGACAGCAACCCAGAUGUUGGAAUCCAUGAUCAAGUCUCCCCGUCCUACCCGAGCAGAAGCUACUGAUGUGGCCAAUGCAGUUCUUGAUGGCACCGACUGCGUGAUGCUUAGUGGAGAGACAGCUGCUGGGGCUUACCCAGAAUUAGCAGUUCAGACUAUGGCCAAGAUUUGCUUGGAAGCAGAAUCAUACUUGGAUCAUGGGGCUGUUUUCAAAGGUAUCAUGGCAGCAGCGCCAGUACCAAUGAGCCCGUUAGAAAGCCUUGCAUCCUCAGCAGUCCAAACAGCCAACUCUGCUAAAGCAUCACUAAUCCUGGUCCUGACCAGGGGAGGAAGCACAGCAAAGCUGGUUGCCAAGUACAGGCCCGCGAUGCCGAUAUUGUCAGUCGUGGUUCCUGAGUUGAAGACAGAUUCUUUUGAUUGGUCCUGCAGUGAUGAGGCUCCUGCAAGGCACAGCCUGAUCUUUAGAGGAUUGAUUCCGGUAUUGAGUGCUGCAACUGCAAAGGCCUCCGACACAGAGUCCACUGAAGAAGCAUUGGAAUUUGCGAUUCAGCACGCAAAGAGCAUGGGUCUCUGCAAAGCAGGAGAAUCUGUAGUGGCCUUGCAUCGGAUUGGUGUUGCAUCCGUGAUUAAGAUCUUGACAGUUAAGGAGUAAAUGAAUGAUAAUUGAGAAGAAACUUUUGCAGGGACAAUUUUGCUUGAGGGUCCAUGUUUCCUGUUUUUUCUUUUCUCGUGUUAAUUCUAUGGAGAUUGCAGUUGUUUUGCCUCGCAUGGGGGGAACUGCAAAAUUUUGUUGCUUUAGCUAGGAUACAGAUUUUCUUCCUGAUGAAGGUGAUAUGAACGAAUAAGGAUUUUGGUUUAGGGGAGGUUCUAUUGUGAGAAUGUUAUUUCCGUUUAUUUGGUUGCCUAUAUAUUUGAAGUUUAUAUUUCAGGACAAUUGUUGAGUGGGUUAUGUCAUGAUAUUAACUGAAUUUUCUUCAUCUA
Molecule: messenger RNA, 2247 nt
Organism: Phoenix dactylifera (date palm)
Lineage: Eukaryota; Viridiplantae; Streptophyta; Magnoliopsida; Arecales; Arecaceae
Product: pyruvate kinase, cytosolic isozyme
Biological process (GO): glycolytic process
Molecular function (GO): potassium ion binding; pyruvate kinase activity; magnesium ion binding
Source: RefSeq, a predicted model, not a curated record